AUGCUCACAUCUUGGCCUCGUUUCGCACUGUCAUACCAUUCCCAACAGCCUGGAGGUACAUGGAAAGCGACAAGGUCAACACGAUUUACCUCAAUCGAUCAAGUGAAACUACUUCUUGGAGCGCGCCCGGAGCCAACCCAUCUGCGCAAUUCUCGUCGACCUACGGUCACGCACGAGGAUAAACUGAUAACUCUGCCGAAGUCCUUUCACGCGGGACUCCAGUGGCCCAAAUGUAAAACAAUCACGCAGAUACGUGAUCAGUCAAGCUGUGGUUCAUGCUGGGCAUUCGCAGCUGUCUCGGCUAUGAGCGACCGGAUUUGCAUACACACGGGCGGAAGAUACAGACCAGAGCUCAGUGCGCUUGAUCUUUUAUCGUGCUGUGAAAAUUGUGGCUCCGGUUGUGAAGGUGGCUGGCCCGGUCCUGCAUGGGACCAUUGGGUAAAACACGGGAUUGUGACGGGUGGUUCGAAAGAGGAUAAUACCGGUUGUCUUCCCUAUCCGUUCCCACGUUGUGAGCAUCAUACGAACGGUUCGUACGGUCCGUGUCCGAAGGAACAUUAUGCCACACCUGAGUGUGAAUUAACUUGUAACCAGGACUAUGAAAAAUCUUACGUAGCCGAUUUGUGGUUUGGUAGCACAUCGUACAACCUAUUGCACAACGAGGAGACCAUCAUGAAAGAGAUCAUGAUCAACGGACCGGUGGAAGCAGUUUUCAACGUUUACGAGGAUUUUGUCAACUACNCUUGGUGGUCAUGCGGUGCGCCUUUUGGGUUGGGGCGAAACCGGCGGUGA
Messenger RNA from Echinostoma caproni, 792 nucleotides. The record is from the annotation of a GenBank genome assembly. Lineage: Eukaryota; Metazoa; Platyhelminthes; Trematoda; Plagiorchiida; Echinostomatidae.